AUGCGCCGCUUUGUUGGUGGGACAGUAGGCGGCAUGAUGCAGGCUCUCUGCAGCCAUCCGUUCGACACCAUAAAGUCGCGUGUACAACGCGGUGUCUUUCCGGGUGUUAUCUCCUGUUGCCGUUGCACGUGGAGUGAGGAGGGUGUCCGUGGAUUUUAUCGCGGUUUGAUGCCACCACUGCUGCUGGGCGGCGUGUACAAUUCCAUUCUCUUUAGCAUCAACCAAUUCGCACUGAAUAUAUUGACACCUGAGGGACAUGAUGCGAAGACCCCCCUUCCCCUCUGGCGGACAGCACUCUCAGGGCAGCUAACGGCGCCACUCUACGUGCUCUGCAUUACGCCCAUGGAGAAUGUGAAGGUGAAACUGCAGGUGCAACACGGCGAUGGUGUCAAGGCAAAGUACACGGGGCCAAUCAGCUGCAUACGGUACAUUCUGGCAAAUGAUGGAAUGCGUGGAUUCUUUUCAGGGUACGUGCCGACAGUUUUCUCACGUCUUGUGGGUCUCCCCUUUUAUUUCUGUAGUUAUCAAAUGUGCAAGCACAAGUUGUGCAACUCUUCCAUCGCGACGACACCAGCGGGGAGGGAUGUUUCCGUGCCGAUGCUAAGCGGGUGUGUAGCGGGCCUAAUCUUCUGGCUGAGUAACUACCCCUUUGACUACAUGAAGACUCAACUACAAGCGGAUGAGGCGAGAAGAAGCAUGUCGCAGGUGUGUAUCGCCACGUACAAAAGAGGUGGGGUACGGGCCUUCUACAAAGGCCUCUCAGCAUGCCUCCUUCGGGCUGUUCCCGCAAACGCCUCUGUGUGGGUGGGCGUUGAGUGGACAACACGGAUGAUGGAAGAGAAAGGGUUUUAA
Molecule: messenger RNA, 852 nt
Organism: Trypanosoma grayi
Lineage: Eukaryota; Euglenozoa; Kinetoplastea; Trypanosomatida; Trypanosomatidae
Product: putative mitochondrial carrier protein
Exons: 1
Coding region: 1-852 (283 amino acids)
Biological process (GO): mitochondrial L-ornithine transmembrane transport
Molecular function (GO): L-ornithine transmembrane transporter activity
Source: RefSeq, a predicted model, not a curated record